Messenger RNA from Salarias fasciatus (jewelled blenny), 4029 nucleotides. Its product is annotated as tetratricopeptide repeat protein 25-like. NCBI's taxonomy places the organism in Eukaryota, Metazoa, Chordata, Actinopteri, Blenniiformes, Blenniidae. Gene Ontology annotation, cellular component: cytoplasm. The coding region runs from base 1 to 3459 and encodes 1152 amino acids. The transcript is spliced from 14 exons. Gene Ontology annotation, molecular function: 2',3'-cyclic-nucleotide 3'-phosphodiesterase activity; protein binding. The record is from RefSeq and is a predicted model, not a curated record.
AUGUCAAACACAGACGGAGACCCGGAGAGCGACAAGCUCAAAGGCGUCUUCACGACGCUGAUGGCCGACGGCGACUGGAUGUUCCACAAAGGAGAGUACCAGAAGGCCAUCGGCAGCUUCACCACGGCCCUGGCGUUGAAGCCGGACGAUAAACACUGUUUAGUGGGUCGAUCGAAGUGUCACCUGCGGAUGGGCCAGCCCGACAAGGCCCUGAGAGACGCCGACGCUUCGCUCAAAGACGACAAGUCCUUCUUCGAAGGACUGUAUCAGAAGGCGGAGGCGUUAUACUACAUGGCUGAGUUCGAGUUCGCGCUGGUGUUUUACCACAGAGGACAACGGCUGAGACCACAGGUCCAGGGCUUCAGGCUGGGCAUCCAGAAGGCCCAGGAGGCCAUCGAGAACUCUGUUGGGAGCCAUUCCUCUGUAAAACUGGAGAUUAAAGGAGACUUGUCAUUCCUCAGAGAAGAUGAAGAGAGAACUCAACCAGUCACUGCCAUCAAAACCCUGAUGAACGGGAAACGACAGAAGACCCCAAAACGCGAGAAGAGCCCCAGACAGCAGCCGGGAGGGUUUCACUGCGACAGGAAAUUCCUCCAAAACCUGAUGAAAGACCAAGACUUGGUCAAACGCAGGACGAAAGCGGGGGAGCAGCUCCAGGACGUCCUCCAGGGCUGCCUGUCGUAUCUGGACACCUGCAGUGAGUUCUGGAAGCAGGAGAAACCCGUCUGCUCACGAGCGCGAAGUCCAAAGCAGAAGCGGCAGACGCCCUCCGAACCGGCUCGGUUUCUGCUGGAGCGCUUCGAUGAGAUCGACGCAGAGCUGACGUCUGGAAACGCAGCGCUGAGUCUGAAGAAGGCAGAGGAAACCAUGAAGGCGGUGCAGAGGUGGUCCGAGCGAGCCGUUCCCAAUAAAAAGGAGGUGUUGUCCAGCCUGCACAGCUGCAUGGGAAACGCCUGGCUGCAGCUGGGAGACAUGGACCGAGCGCUCGAGCAUCAUCAGAAGGAUCUGGAGCUUUCCAAACAGUGUAAACUCCAGGAGGCGAUGUCCAGAGCGCUGGACAAUAUCGGCAGUGUCUGCGCUCGCAUGGGACGCUUUGAGCAGGCCGUAGACUACUGGAAGCAGAAGCUUCCCCUGUGCCGCGGCGGCCUGGAGGAGACCUGGCUGUUCCACGAGAUGGGCUGGUGCUGCCUGGAGCUCGGCCGGCACGAGGAGGCCCGGGGUUACGCCCGCCGCUCGGCCGCCGCCGCCGACCAGACGGCCGACGAGAAGUGGCAGAUGAACGCCAGCGUUCUGGUGGCGCAGUCAGAAUUGCAUCUUGGGAACUUUGAGUCCUGCGUUGCUCAUUUCGAGAGAGCUCUGACUCUUGCCAAACGUCAGGAGGAUGACUCUGCCGUGUGUGCCAUCCAGAAGCGCGUGGUCAGCGGCACCAGCGACCUGCAGCAGCCCGUCCCGUCCCCUCCGGUACAAUCUGGUGCAAAGUUGGCUUUAAUACCAGACAUGGAUCCUGAAAAUGCUGGUGAGGUGGCAGUGGUGCCAGAGCCAGAGGAGUCCGUAAUGGAAAAAGUGGCUGCGUUGACGCUGGAGACACCAGAGGAGUCCGCAGAGCCUGAGAAACCACCAGCUGCUGACAUGGAGGCCGAGCAGCUGGCGGUCAACGGCAGCGACACACAGGGCAGCGAUUCGCCUCAGGGGAAAGAGCCGCUGGCACCUCCAGAACCAGAGCAGCCGUCUGAAAAGGCGUCCGACCCGGCCGAGGCAGAAAGUGCUGAGCAGCAGCUUGUGCCGGAGAGCGAGCCAGAACCGUCGCCGGUGACGGAGAGCGUGCCAGAGCCGGAGAAGCUGCCAGAAACGGAGGUUGAACCACAAGCGGUGCCUGAAAUGCUCGCACGAGUCGCCCCUGCAGCUCCAGAGGCAAAGCCGACGGAGAACGGGCUGUCCUCGUCGGACGAGGUGGCGUCCUCAGUGGAGGAGGCAGUGGCCUCCUCGGUGGAGGAGGCGGUGGCGUCCGUGGAGCAUGUGUGUUCAGAGAAGCUAUUAGAGAACGGAGUGUCCUCCUCGGAUGAGGUGGCGUCUUCACUGGAAGUGGCGUCAUCCACGGAAAGCCCGCCGUUGGUGGCAGCGUCGUCGUCGUCCACGGAAAGCCCGCUGGUGAAUGGGCUGCCGGAGAGCGAGGUGUCGUCGUCGAACGAGACGGUGCCUUCAGAACAGCCAGCAGAAGCUAACUCUGAGCAGGUCAGCGCUGACCCUCCGAAGGAAGAAGACCCAGAUCCUGCGUCUGGAUCGCUGUCCUUUGCGUUGUUAGAGCGCGAUCAGACCAGAGAAGCCCUGCGGCUGUCUCGCACCCUGGUCGUCCUGAGAGGACUCCCCGGAAGCGGCAAAACCUUCCUGGCCCGCGCCAUCGCCGACGCCUACAAAGACAUGUGCUCCGUCGUCUGCGCGGACGACCAUGGAAUCAAACCAGAAAGCCCCGCGUCGAGCGCCGACGGCUACCGCGCCCUGGACGAGGCGGUGGUGGCCCGCUGCGGCGAAGGCACCACCUCCUCCCUGCUCAUCGUGGUGGACGACACCAACCACACGCUGGACCGGCUGGUCCGCCUGGCCGAGCUGGCCGAGCAGCAGCACCUGGUGCCCGUCUUCCUGGAGCCGCAGACGGAGUGGAGCAGAGAUCCGGAGCAGCUGUCCAAGAGGACCAAGCGAGGACUGGAGCCGGCCAAGCUGGAGGCCAUGAAGGCGCCGCUGCUGGAGGUCUCCCUGCCGCUCUACUUCGGCUGGUUCCUGCUGUCCUCGGCCCAGGACAAGGUCAAGUGCAUGGCGCUGGACUUCGUCAAGACUCUGGACACUUUGGAUGCCUUCAAGAAACACUUGAUGGACUUCACAGGGAAGGCUGAGGCCGAGGUGGACCUGGAGCAUUACUUUAAAGCCAAAGGAGCCCUCCAUUGCACUACAAAAUUCUGCAACUAUGGAAAAGCUGAUGGUGCCAAAGAAUACGCACAGAACCCGGCGAUCAAGGAUUUCUACGGCUCCGUGUCGGAGCUGUCGCUGAGCGCCCUCUUCGUCACGCCCCGCACCGUCGGCGCCCGCGUGUCUCUCACCGAGGAGCAGCUCCAGCUGUGGCCGGCGGACGCGGAGAAGGAGGCGGAGUCUGCGGUUCCGGCCGCCGCCUCGCUGCCCCCGGGGAGCCGCGCCCACGUCACGCUGGGCUGCGCCGACGGCGUGGAGCCGGUGCAGACGGGCCUGGACCUGCUGGAGAUCCUGGCGCUGCAGCAGGAGGGCCAGCAGGGGGAGACGGUGGAGGAGAUGGAGCUGGGCGGCCUGGCCUACUACGGCGCCGGCAGGUGGCUGCUCAGCCUCCGGGAGCCCAUCGUCGCUCCCGCCUGUUUCUCCAGCUACUACGGCCACAAGGAAACCCAAGCCGCCAAACCCGAGAAGAAGAAGAAGCCCAAGUGCGCCAUCCUGUAGACGCCAGGCGGGGGGCUGUGUGGCCACGGGGGACUGCUGGAUUCACACUUGGGCUUAUUCUGUGUACGGUUUGUUGUUCGCAGCGUUUAGGGUUUCAGUCAGUAGCCGCUCUAAAGCCAACAGCUGUGCCUUUCUUUUGUUUUUCUGUUGAUUUGCACCACAACCCAAGAUGCCUUUAAAUCUGUUUAGGCUCGUCGUUGCAACGUGGAUCUGCAUUGAUUCUCAUAUAUCCUGUAGUUGCUCUCUUUGCUGAGGUUUUUGCAUCAUAUAGGCUCCUCCCACCCGUCAGACUUAGCUCCUCUCCCGUCAGUGUUGGUCAGUGUUCAGCUGUGAAACGUAGGUGCUUUCAUGCCACGCAGCCCCCGGUAACGGUAAAGACCCGGGCAGGAUCCGUCCGGGUCGUCAUGUAGCCAGUUGAAGAAGUGCUUUAGGUGUGUCUGUAUGUCUUGUAUGUUUACGCAGCCUAGGAAGUAAUUGACAGUAACCCAUGGGCCAAAGCUGUUUAAGUGUACCAGAAUGAAUCUCAGUCAGAGAUCCUUCCUUGUUGAAUCUUUGCACUCUGCAUUGUUU